AUGCUGGUCUUCGCAGUUGCCGCUGACGUUGCAGCGCUGCGUCGCGCUGUCGCCGCUGUGGCGGGGCGGGCAACAUCGACGAACUACGCUGACGAGCUUCACAGAGAAGACGGAGGAGCUGCUGAUCAGACAAGUGCAGCAGCGGGUGCCACUCGAGGUGUACUCAGUGAUGCCGCGUGGGUGUUUGCUUCCGUUUCAGGUUCAUGUAGCUUGGCUGCCAUGCCAGACUCGCCGAGCCGUUUCUCGGCCGCUCGGUAUGAGGCGGCGGCGCGCGAGAUGCGGCAAUGGCAGCGCCUGCUGAGCCUGGCGCGCUUACCUCACCUGCAUGCAGGUGUCUCAUGCACCAGCGGCCCUGCAACUCGCGAUAGGCAGGCCAACGACGCGACUUUGAGGGCGCGCGCCAGUGCGGCGGCAACAGAAGCUGUGGACGAGUCGCUUUCUUGCGAUCAACACGUUGACAGAGUUUCUAGUGCUGAGAGCACUGAACACUCGUCCCUAAUGUGGACGCACGUUCCACACACUACUGCAGGUGCCGAGUUUGCCGACUUUGAUUUCAGUCGCUCUCUGGUCUGCGCUGCACGUCGCGGCGUCGCCGCAGAUGUCUCUCCCCCUGCAGGGCAUCAUCUGCUGUGCAUCGACGUUGGCGGCGUCUACCUGGCGAGCUCCCGGACACACCAUGCGGCAGGGCCUACACAGACUGCACCGCCGCAGCCCGCAGAAGCAGCCGCGACGAAGACAGCAGGGAAGUCAGAGCGUGCCUCGAGGAGGCCGAGGGUGACGCGCGUUGGGCACGGCGGUGCCCCAAAGGAGCAGACAGCAUCCCUCGCUGCACACCUAAGCAACGUCAACGCCAUGAAAGGUGAGAGGGGAGCUGAGGCGUCGCAGGGCCUAUGGCGCCUGCUGCAACAGCGCUUUGCGACUGCCACACGCACUUGUCCGUUCAGGACGGACGCCGGCGCCACAGCGUUUCCACUGACGCUCACGGAGGUAUGGGUGAUACCCCUGCUGACUGCGGAGCGCGACAGCGAAGAGCCCUUGCACAGUGCAGCUCUGGGUCUCUCCGCGUUUCCGCUGCUUGUGCAGGACGAAUAUCACCGCAACUCCGCUGAUUGUGCCGCCGCCGAGGGUGACAGCGUGCAAGUCGUCCGCCUAGCGCGCCACCCCCCAUCCCACAUGCUUCGCCUCGCUGUAGAUGACGGCGCGCAUUCAACCGACCCGUCGUCUUCUACCAUGUGCCAGGCGGCCGCUCUUCGGUCGCGCAAGAGGCUCCGUGACAGCACGGCGGGGCGACAAGAUGAGGCAGAGGGGCGUCAGCGGCUGGCCGCACACGCGACACCUUUGUUGCCGGCCGCCGUGUUUCUGCACUCUUGCCGCUGCAACCGCGGAGGCGCCGACCCUGCGGCACCGGAGGUAUCUGCUCUGCGACUUCGGAUACUGGAGCGCGACUUCCUGCUUCGCAGCUGUUACUUCUCUGAGUGGUGCUGCGCCGCUGACUUUGACAUCACAAACGGCUUUGUCAGUCCACAUCUGGGCAAGUGGACAAGGAGUGCAACGGCUUAUCACGCCUUCUACAGUGCGCUGCGGCGGUGCGUACUGGCCGAGGACGCGCUUGUGCGGCACUCGAUAGAGGAGGAGGCAGGAAAGUGGGUCGCGUCGUUCGGGUCACUUUCUGGAACCGUCGUCACGAGCAGCUCCGGAGCAGCCGCGGUGCUGCGCAGCCCCACCGAGGCCCUCUUCAAGGAUAGCGCCCUUGAGGGGCGCAGCGAGGACGACUCAGGUGUUCGCGGGAGUGAGCGGGUGUGGCCUAUAGAGGAGCUGUGGGGCCUGUGGGUGCGACUGGGGUGGACGCCUCCAUUGGCGUGGCCGCGUGUGCGUGUGUGCCUGCGGCUCAGUGAGGGCCUUGGCCUGGGCAACGUGGUCCAGAGCUCUAUUUGGGAUCUGUCACCGCGCGCUCUUCUGGCACUUCUGUCACGGGUGGGGGCAGCGGUGAACGCGGCAUACAUUGAGGCGAAGCAGCUGCAGCCGACGCAUGAUCCUCGAGGAGAUUGUCUGGCCGCGGAGAUCGAGAGCGAUGGCGAAGCCGCCGGCGUAGCCCUCGACCGGGUGAGUGACCCGGGUCGUGCUCACAGCUGCCAGGAGCGCAUACCGUCUUCUUCGGCUGCUCGAUGCGAGUCGUCGGUGCAGGUGCAACGGCUGCUUGAGUUUCAGGCAGCGCUCUCCGUCGCCCCAGAAUUUGCAACUGGGCCAGUGUUGGCUGAGCUGUCCGAUUUUGCCGUCGCGGCUCCCUGCGUCCCCACCGUCGACUCGUGCGCCAUCACUGCACCAGGUGACGCUGCUGGGGGCUUUCUGGUUCUCAGCGCCGCCGCACGUGACCUUGCCGUGGACAUUGCCGCCACCAGGGUGCUUCCUACCUCGCAUCCUGUAGCGUCUCCGGCAGGCAGUGUUGCUGAUGUUGUGGCGUUAACCGUGACGUGGCUUCGUGGUGUGCUCGAGUCCCCAGCGUUGCUCAUUCUUCCGCUCGGCGUGUCUGGACAUGUGAAUGAGAGAGAGAGCGCCGAUGACUCUUCGGGCGGCGCUGGCGCGUACCCUUCCCGCAGGAUCGCGAUGGACAAGGAGACAACGUUGCUUACCGCACUGCUCGCGCGUCGAUCGCUAUUUCAGCCAGAGAAGUUGCUUCGGGGUGCACUGGAUAUUUCUUCGACUUCGCAUUCUCCGCAGAUCGCACCCCCGUCCUCGCUGUCCGCCGCUGAGAUGUACUGCGAAGUCGCCGAUGUCGCAGAGCUGCGCUGGUGUUCCCCACAAGCGUCCACGGCGACGGCGACCACCACGGCUUAUCGCGAAACGCUCUCCACCGCCGCUUCGCAGAAUCCUACGCUGCGGUCGCCCAGUUCGGUGUCGUCGACUGCGUCCUGUUGCGCCCUCGCUUGUGUUGAAUUGGCGCGACUGGCACGCACGGAGACGGCCGACGAGACCGUCAACGAGUGCCGUACAUCGCACCAGCAGCUCAGCGCCACAAACCCGUUGGCUGCAUUUCUGUACACGCGUUUCGCUGCAUAUCUUCAAGAGCAAGGCGCCGUGGCCGUCGCGUCACCAUCGGGAGCGGGGAGUAGUGAGGGGGAAGCGCAAGAUUCUGGAAGGGAUGAUGAGCAUAAACCACGUGCUGCCUGCCCGGCGCGACGCUCGGCCGUGACAGUGCCCUCUUCAUCCCAGCCUCCCAUGCUGCGGCAUGAAGACUGUGCUCAGGGCGGAGUGGCAACCGUGUCUUUGCUCGAGAAUGGCGGCUGCCUCAACGACAUGAGUGGGCCGUCAGGGGAUGGCGAUGCGGUCAAGACACUAUUGGCGGAGACCGUGGUGCGCGUCGUUCAGCAGAACAAAUCCGUGGUACGGCGCAUACUAGCUCUUAUUCAAUCCUACAGCGGCGUCAUCGCCGCAGCCACGGCAGAGAGUAAUGGCGGUGCGCGAUGUGCCGCCAGCAUGGACGAGGCAGCGAUGAUAAAGAGCGGUGACACUCAGCCAAAGGACGCCGUUGCGCAGGACUUGUGGCGCUGUCUCGCUCCGGAGGUAAAUGGUGCCAUGUGUGUCGAUGAGGCAGCCAGUCCCGUGUCGUCGUGCGCCAAAGCGGCGGCGCGGCGCCUUGUGCAGGCCUUUUGGGAAAACGUCGCUGCAACCGCCCGCCUACACUUGCGCGACCGGCUGGGUGCGCUGUCAGGCCGUGAGAAGGGUGCUACCAGCGAUUCCGAUGAGGAGGAGUCCGCCAGGCGCUCAGCAUCACCACCGGAGAGGCGGGAUGGCGCGGCCAAUUCGCCAGCGGAAGCGGCGGCGCCAACAUCUUCAGGGAGGCAGCACAGCUCCGCUGCCAAGGAGAGUGGAGCGGAACCCGCGCCGGCGCAGUCGAGCACGCUGUCGCCUUCGUCCCGUGAACAGGUGCGUGCUUCUCCCAGCUUUCCCUUGCUUCCAUCUGCGUCGUUGUCGCGCCGGCUUCCCUCACCGAACCCUGUCGGGCAAUCAUAUGGAGCCUUGAGUCAGGCGGUUCGUGCGCUGGACGGGGCACAGGCGAUGGCCCUGUACAUGCAACACAUUCUGGGGUGCUCCAACGCCGCCGGCCGCCAGCAAGGUCAAACCCGACUUGGCGGCUGCACUUUGCUCAGUUGCGUAACGGAGGCGCCUGGAAGAGCACCACCAACCACGGUGGACACUGCAGCAACGCCCGCCCGUCCUCAGCAGCCUAACCAUUGGCUUCAACAUGCACUCUUUCUUUUGAGCUACGGGCUCGCGUGUCCCGCUGAUGAGCCGGUGACGUCCAGUGCUACAGCAUCCACCCCAGCAAACGCCUCCGCAAAGGGAUGCCUCCCUGUGGGCCCAUACCAAGAAGCAGACCAACUCGCACUACCGCCACCGCCUGCACUAGCGGCGUUUCGCGCCCUACGUUGCGCGAAGAUUUCGCUCGAUGUGUAUAUCGGCGAGGCACUGGAAGUGUACGUGCAGCGGUGGACGCUCAGCGAACAGGCCCGGUAA
Messenger RNA from Leishmania major strain Friedlin, 4515 nucleotides. RefSeq lists its product as hypothetical. The record is from RefSeq and is a predicted model, not a curated record. NCBI's taxonomy places the organism in Eukaryota, Euglenozoa, Kinetoplastea, Trypanosomatida, Trypanosomatidae. The transcript has a single exon. The coding region runs from base 1 to 4515 and encodes 1504 amino acids.